UCACUUCAAACGAAUAUACACUCGACGAUAAUGUUUUCCAAUGAAAUGGUUUUUAUCAAGAUUCUUUUCACUUGAUAAACCGUUUCCGACUAAUCACUUCAAGAUGAUGAUAAUAGCGGGUUACUGACGUUACCGUGUUCCCAUUUCUCACUUUUGUUCGUUUAUACUCGCUGCGUUGUUAUUAACAAUAAUAAUUAAAACAUGACUUAGCGGUGAUUCAGUUUAGGUCGUUAUUAAUGCUCAGUAAUUAAACGGUUUUAGUUGUGUGCGAAGUGUUAAAAUGUCGGGAAUUUCGGGAAUGGAACAGCUGAUCGGGACGGUGAACAAGUUGCAGGACGCUUUCACCCGGUUGGGGAUCCAGUUGACCCUCGAUCUACCGCAGAUCGCGGUCGUGGGCGGACAAAGUGCCGGGAAAAGUUCGGUUUUGGAAAAUUUCGUCGGGAGGGAUUUCUUGCCAAGAGGAUCAGGAAUAGUCACUAGGAGACCGUUGAUUCUGCAACUGAUCCCUGCUAAAUUCGAAUAUGCCGAGUUUCUGCAUAAGCCCGGUCAGAAAUACUCCGAUUUCAACGAAGUACGCAAGGAAAUCGUCGCUGACACCGAUAGGGUCACUGGGAAAAACAAAGGAGUGUCCAACCUCCCUAUUAACUUAAGGGUGUAUUCCCCCAAUGUUUUAAACCUGACCCUAAUAGACCUCCCUGGAAUGACCAAGAUCCCGAUAGGAGACCAACCUCCCGAUAUAGAGAUCCAAAUCAGGAAAAUGAUCCUGGAGUACAUCAAGAGGGAGAGUUGCCUGAUAUUAGCAGUCACUCCUGCCAACUCCGACUUAGCCAACUCAGACGCUUUGCAGAUCGCUAGAGAAGUUGACCCCAAUGGUUUUCGAACUAUUGGGGUCAUAACGAAGCUGGAUCUAAUGGAUCAAGGGACGGACGCAAGGGACAUAUUGGAAAAUAAACUGUUGCCCCUCAGAAGGGGUUAUAUCGGGGUCAUCAAUCGGUCCCAGAAGGAUUUGGAGGGCGGAAAGGAUAUUCGGGUGCAAAUACAGUUCGAACGGGAUUUCUUUUUAAGACAUCCAGCUUACUCGCAUUUAGUAGAUCGGAUGGGUACGGAAUACCUGCAAAGGACGUUGAACUUGCAAUUAGGCAACCAUAUAAGGAACACCCUUCCAAGCCUCAGGGACAAACUGCAAAAGCAACUGCUGGAGUUGGAAAAGCAACUGGGGGACUUUAAGAAUUACAGAGCGGAUGAUAGGAACCUCAGGACCAAAGCGCUUUUACAGAUGGUGCAAACGUUCUCUCUGGAAUUCGAAAAGGCCCUGGAAGGUUCCAGAUCGAGCGAGAUCAACACGAGCGAGUUAUGCGGCGGCGCCAAGAUAAACUCACUGUUCCACGAACGAUUUCCCUUUGAAAUCGUUAAGAUGGAGUGGAACGAGUUCGAAUUACGUAAGCAGAUCGCCAUCGCCAUUUGCAACAUACAUGGCAUCAGGAUCGGUCUGUUCACCCCUGACCUCGCUUUUGACGCUAUAGUAAAGAAGCAGAUCGAAAGACUGAAGGAUCCUUGCAUCAAAAUCGUGGAUCUCGUUGUAGCUGAGCUGUUGAAUAUCAUUCACUUGUGCACGGAAAGGAUGUCUCGCUAUCCACGUUUGAGAGACUUAGUUGAAAGAAUCGUCUCUUCGAACCUCAGCAGGUUCGAGCAGCAGUGCAAGGAUCAAGUGCUGCUCUACGUCGAUUGCCAACUAAGCUACAUGAACACCAACCACGAGGACUUUAUAGGAUUUGCCAAUGCAGAGAACCAGGCGGAGAAACAAAUGAGGGCCGGCACCAGCACCGCCCCCGGGAACCAAACGAUUCGAAAGGGAUGGAUGAACGUACAUAAUCAGAGCGUGAUCAGGGGGGCGAAGGACUUCUGGUUCGUCCUCACGUCUGAGAACUUGGCCUGGUUCAAGGACGACACCGAGAAAGAGAUCCAGUACAUUUUGCCCUUGAACGGGGUCAAGGUGAGGGACGUGGACUCGAAAUUUAUGUCCAGGAGGCAUAUUUUCGCCCUGUUUUAUCCUAACGGGAGGAAUAUUUAUAAGGACAACAAGCAACUUGAGUUGAGUUGCAUUACGCUAGAAGAGGAGGACACUUGGAAGGCCUCUUUCCUUAGGGCUGGGGUGUACCCAGAAAGAGAUAAAGACACGCAGAGUGAGAGCGAAGUGGAGAGCAAAGAGGAACAGGAUCCUCAACUGAAGCGACAGGUCGAAGUUAUACGUAACUUAGUCGACAGUUACAUGAGCAUAAUCAACAAAUCAGCCAAAGAUUUAGUACCAAAGAUAAUUACUUACAUGAUCCUCAACUGCACCAAGAAAUUCAUACAGGAGGAGCUGUUGGUACACAUUUAUUCGUCGGAGAACCAGGAUUCUCUGAUGGAGGAGUCUGUGGAAGAGUUAAAAAAGCGCGAACAGAAGAUGCAAAUGUACGAGGCGUGCAAGGAGGCCCUGAGUAUCAUCGGCGAAUGUUCCGUGUCGUUUUCUUCGCAGAUGACACGCUCCGAUUCGUACAAUCAACCCUCGAACUAUGCCAAUACCGCUAAAGCUUCAGCCGAGAUGAAGAAACUGUAUCGCAUGUCCACACCAGUUCCUGCCGUGAAUCGGCCCGCACCUCCUCCCCCGCCAGGUGUUCAGAGGUAUAAAAGUACGAAAAAUCUCGUACCGGACGUUUAUAUCUUUUCUGUACCGUAAAUUAUCAAAUAAUCCUUAACUAAAUCAUAAAAAAUAAGUAAGUACCAUGUAACUGUACCGUUAGAUGCUUGUCAUGUACCCAAAAAACACUUUUCGAUUCAUCCUGUACGUCUCUAACCCAAUUGAGCAGGUACCAAGGCACCCCAUUUUUGACACGCCAUCUCACGUUAAAAAUGACAAUUAUUAUUAUUAUUAUCAGUCCGUCAAGUGACUCCUGGAUUCCCGCAAAGCCUUUGACUACCUAAAUAUUUUUAAAACAGUGUAAGAGUGAGAGGUGCUACCCUGCCGAGCUAUACAGAUGACACAAGCUCGCUCUUGACAAAUCUCGUGUCAGUUCGUGUCAAACCUGUCAUAAAAUUCGCGGGAUGAAUCCAGAAGUGUUUCGUCACUUGUCCAUUGUUCCAGAUUGCAUGUUUGUCCUUGUUUUAUCAAUUAUUACUUCGUUACAACAGUUAGGGCUUGUUUGGUGGGGCAUCUGAGCACCCGAGAUCUCAGACAAUAUGUAUAUUUGUAAUAAUUUGAAAUGUCAUACUUGUUAAUAAAAUUUGUUUUUUUUUUUGUUAUUUA
Molecule: messenger RNA, 3286 nt
Organism: Anthonomus grandis grandis
Lineage: Eukaryota; Metazoa; Arthropoda; Insecta; Coleoptera; Curculionidae
Product: dynamin-like
Exons: 15
Coding region: 281-2719 (812 amino acids)
Biological process (GO): receptor-mediated endocytosis
Cellular component (GO): plasma membrane; synapse; microtubule
Molecular function (GO): GTP binding; GTPase activity; microtubule binding
Source: RefSeq, a predicted model, not a curated record